CGUAUCUACACUCACUUCCGAAAGUGCAAGAAGCAACGCACACAGUCACGUGCUUCUAGUCGUCAUCGACAUCGAUGCACAGCGGUGUGCCGUCAUCGGUCCUGAGCGGCCGGAAGAAGUCCUCGUUGAAGGCCUCCGCCUGACGCCGCGUCUGGACUAUCAACACCCGCUGCUGACCACCCACACCCACACCCACACCCACACCCCUCCCUCUGUUUGCCCUUCGCUGGUGCCUCCCUCCCCCUUCCACAGCCGAUGCCUCUCCACCACCAGGAUCACCGUGGUUGUCAGGGGCCUGAUCGGCAGCAGCAGCAGCAGCAGCAGCAGACGGCAGGGACCCCUCGUUGUGCCGCUGAUCAUCGUCUGCCUUCUUGUGUCGCUUGGGGGAGGGGGCGGGCGGGUCGCCUUCGUCUUCGGGGGCCUCGCCGCGCUGCUCUUCCUCCGCCAUCUCCCCCUCCGCCUCCGCCUCCAUCCGCUCGUCAGCGGCGCAUGGCUGGUCUGAAGGAAUGGGGGCCUCGGGCUGCUUCUUGAAGCGGUCGAAAAAGUUGUUGAUGCGGCCUGAAGGAUGUCCAGACACGUGCACAUGGUGGGAGAAGCGUGACGCCUCUUGUGUUAACUUACCAUUUGGCUUGCGCCUUGACCCGUGUUUCUUGACUAUCUGUUGCGCCUCGUCCUUGGCAGCCACGCUGCGCUUCACCUUGCCCAACUUCGACCUGGCCAACCAGCAGCCGAUGAGACGGCAGAUGAGUGCCGUGCAGAAAGCCCGUGUGCUUGUGCUUGUGCGUGCAAGAAAAGGCGCGUACAUGGCGGCUUUGGUGGCCUCUUUGUGGUCUACGAUGGGCGAGGGGUAGUCGCUGUCGAUCACGCAGCCACACUGCACCACAUGCACCAGCCCGCCACACCGCUUUGCGUGCACGCGGCUCUCUCUGUGUGUGUACCUGCUCCUGGACGACCUUGGGCAUCUUCCAUGGCUCAUAGAUGUGCCGCUGCGGCACAUUGGCGAGCUCCGGCACAUACUUGCGCACCUAUAGGCAGAGCAAGACACACACACACAUGGCCGUGCAUCCCCCCGUCCACCCAUCGCAGUGCAUUCGUCGAGGAGGCCUUACGAAAGUGCCGUCCUUGUCAUGGUCCUGCGCCUGCUUGACGGGCGAGUACACGCGAAACGUGUUGAUGCCCGUGGUGCCGCUGCACAUGCAUGCACAAGAAAACAACACACGUCACACGUCACACAGAGGGAUGCACCGUGUGACAGAGGUCCUUGCCCACCUCUGCAUCUGGAACUGUGAGUAGUGGAUGCCCGGCUCGAAGUCGAGGAACAGCCUGGCCAGAAACACCGCCGGCCGCCGCCAGUGCAGGAACAGAUCGUAGGCCGCGAAGGACACCAACAUGGCGCGCAUCCUGACCAUUCAACGCAACAGAGAGGGAGAGGGAGGUGGCAUUGGUGUGUCGGUGUGGGUGUGGAUGUGGACCUGAAGUUGAUCCAGCCGCCUUGGUGCAGGCACCUCAUGCAGGCGUCCACCAUGGGGUAGCCCGUCCGCCCCUCGCACCAGGCGGCGAAGCUGGCCUCGUCAAACUCCCCCUCACGCACACCGUCAUACGCUCGACACAUGUUGCCUGCCGGAUGAGACACAGAGCACCACAAGUCGUUCCCGUAUGUGUGUGGCAUAUGUGUGGUCGCCUCACUGUGUUCGAUUUCUGGCUCGUCCUCCAUCUUCUGAAUGAAGUGCGAACGCCACUGUCGCAGACACCGACACAGACACACACACACACACAAGGAGAGACCCAGGAAAGGUGACGACUCACGUGUGACUGGGCUUGUCAGUGGUGCACGUACGUGGAGGCGCUGCCUGAAGGCCGACAGCGAUGACCCCCAACGGCUGUCGAACGGGUCAACAUCCGGCCCGCUGCAUGAUGAGCCCCCUCCUCCUCCCUCUGAUGCUGCUGACGAUGCCGGUGCUGCUGCUGCGAAGGGUGGAGCGACCUUCUUGCCGUCUUUCUUGCUGUCCGCUGCCCGGCGGGCCUUGACCUGGUGAAUGAAUGUAUGAAUCGAUCAAGCCAACAUGAGGGCAGAGCGUGGAUUCUUGUGCGUGCGUGUAUGUCUGGCUUACUGCAUCUAUGCGCUUCUUGGUACGGGAGAGGACGGUCCGCAGCGAUAUGCAGCCCCACGUCAGGUAGGGGCUCAGCCUACCCACCCAAAGAGAGAGAGGCAUGCUUCGUGUCCGCUGAUCAGCCAGCAGUCAAGACAUCCAUGUGUGUGUCUGUUCUCACCGAGAGCAUCCGUCCCAUCCCGUCACAGGUGAGCUAAGGUCUUUCGCGUAGUUGACGCCGCGACGAAACAGAAAACUCUCUGCACAAACCAGCCAGGCACCACGUCAGCGUGUGUGGGUAAAUCUAUACGUCCCGACAUCCCUACCCAGCUCGGCGAGUGCGAGGGUCUCUCCGCCAACUUUCUUCUCAGUGAAAGUGCACUCAGGAAGGCCCAGGUCACUGAGGGAGGGGAACACACCCGUGGGCUGCCAUUGGGGGUCAUCGAUCUCCACAGCCGAGAGGCGGGCGGGCGGGGGGACUGGUGGAGCUGACCAACAGACACAAACGCGUGGACGUGGAAAACGAUGUGCCAUCGCAGCUCUACCGUUCAUGUGUUUGUCGAAGAGCUUCUUGCGAUCGUCGCGGCUACUCAGGUCGGGAAUCACUCCAGUCUGGACACAGCAGAUGAUGCACAUUUGCUGACGUGCGCCCUUUCUGAUUCGGUACGUGCCGUUGGUGGGCUGACCUGCUGGAACUCGUGCCAUCUGAUGUUAUUGCGUCCACACCACUCCCUCACUGCCGUGUUGCGAGCCCGUUGUGUCGCCACCGGGGUCUCAUGGUGCGACAAAAGCCGGAAUCUUCCCACCUUCGCCAGCACCUCCCCCAGCACGUCAGUGGCUUUGCCCACUCGAGUGUGCACACCCACACCGUACUGCUGCAUGAGGCGCCCGUGGAGGUCCUGCAGACUCUUGUUGAUAAAGAGCAGAUGGGCGGGGUGGAACUCCUCAGCUUCAAUCACCUGGCAGACACGCACAGUGGAUGUGUCAGAUCAUUAUACUCCUUGAGUGCAUCAGUGUUAAUGAUAAUCAAGCCAUCAAGAAGCAUCUUCUCUCUGACGUGCGCUAUCGCAUGAGCCACUUCAUGCAGGUCACUCGACGAGCGAGCGAGUGCCAGGCUUAUGGUCAUGCAGAUCACAUGCUCUCCCUCCCUGAUGAUAUGAUCUCACCUCGGGCUCAUAGACGUACAGCACCAACACUCUGUGGUUGCUCAGACCAGCAUGGUGAAGCGGCAGGUGGUCCGCCAACCUGACAGCACACAACACACCUCGGAUGAUGAUGAUGCGUCGCCAUCUGGUUGGUUGUGUGUUGUGAUGUCCUUCUUCACCUGAAGUCCCGUUUGAGCCAGAUCACAUCCUGCGUCACGUCGUUGGACGCACCGCUGGCCAUCUUCCCUCAAG
Vitrella brassicaformis is the source of this 3487-nucleotide messenger RNA. The record is from the annotation of a GenBank genome assembly. Lineage: Eukaryota; Vitrellaceae.